UCAAACCGGUAGAGGAGAUCGCGGCGCUUGAGGCUUAUAGAGCGUCACAUUUAUAUAAUUUGUUUAUCUUAACGUAAACCCACCGUAUUUUCAAUGGAUUUAGACACUGGAACAUAUGAACCAGGAUUCGUUGGCAUACGGUUUUGCCAAGAAUGUAACAACAUGUUGUACCCUAAAGAGGAUAAGGAGAACCGCAUCCUACUCUAUGCGUGCAGAAACUGUGACUACCAACAAGAAGCAGACAACAGCUGCAUCUAUGUCAACAAGAUCACCCAUGAGGUCGAUGAAUUGACCCAAAUCAUCGCUGAUGUGUCUCAGGAUCCAACACUACCAAGGACAGAGGAUCAUCCAUGUCCAAAAUGCGGUCACAAGGAGGCAGUGUUCUUCCAGUCUCACAGUAUGAAGGCUGAGGAUGCUAUGAGGCUGUACUAUGUCUGCACAGCUCCACACUGUGGACAUAGAUGGACAGAAUAACUCUACUGGUGUGAAACAUUUCCUCUUGACAAAAAAAA
Molecule: messenger RNA, 512 nt
Organism: Sphaeramia orbicularis (orbiculate cardinalfish)
Lineage: Eukaryota; Metazoa; Chordata; Actinopteri; Kurtiformes; Apogonidae
Gene: polr2i
Product: RNA polymerase II subunit I
Exons: 6
Coding region: 94-474 (126 amino acids)
Biological process (GO): transcription-coupled nucleotide-excision repair; DNA-templated transcription; maintenance of transcriptional fidelity during transcription elongation by RNA polymerase II
Cellular component (GO): RNA polymerase II, core complex
Molecular function (GO): DNA-directed RNA polymerase activity; nucleic acid binding; zinc ion binding
Source: RefSeq, a predicted model, not a curated record